Larimichthys crocea (large yellow croaker) is the source of this 2473-nucleotide messenger RNA. Its product is annotated as keratin, type II cytoskeletal 8. Gene Ontology annotation, molecular function: structural constituent of skin epidermis. The transcript has 10 exons. The record is from RefSeq and is a predicted model, not a curated record. Bases 163 to 1506 code for a protein of 447 amino acids. Gene Ontology annotation, cellular component: keratin filament. Gene Ontology annotation, biological process: intermediate filament organization; keratinization. Lineage: Eukaryota; Metazoa; Chordata; Actinopteri; Sciaenidae.
UUACACUCACCUGUUUCACUUCUCUGACUUGGUCAUUGCUUGGUAUUCCUAAUCUACUCCUCUUCUAGCUGUCUGCUUUCACCUGUCUCCAUCUUCCAACCAUCAUUCAUAUCUCCAUCUUUCAUCUCUGCAUCCUACCACCUCUCUGUCUCUCUCUUCACCAUGAGUCUGAGUCGUACCAAGCGAAUCAGCUCCAGCAACUCUGUCCGUAGCAGCAGCGGCUCGAGGAGGCUGAGUGGUUUUGGUCCAGUCCAGGGGGGGUUCAGUGGCAUCUCCCUCAGCAGCAGCUCGCUCUAUGCGGGAACCAACGGGCAUCACCAUGGCCUCGGCACCCCGCUGGCAUCCCUGUCGGUCAACAAGAGCCUGCUGGCCCCCCUCAACCUGGAAAUCGACCCAACCCUGUCCAUGAGCCGAACCCACGAGAAGGAGCAGAUCAAGAGCCUCAACAACCGCUUUGCAAGCUUUAUAGAUAAGGUACGUUUCCUGGAGCAGCAGAAUAAGAUGCUUGAGACAAAACUGGAGCUGCUGCAGGGUCAGGGGGUGGGCCGGUCCAACGUGGAGCCCCUGUUCGAGGCCUACAUGGCGGGUCUGAGGCGCCAGAUGGACUUGGUCAACAACGACAAGACCAAACUGGACGGGGAGCUGAGGAACAUGCAGGGCCUGGUGGAGGACUACAAACACAAGUACGAGGAUGAGAUUAACAAGAGAAACAACCUGGAGAACGACUUUGUUAUCCUAAAGAAGGAUGUAGACUCAGCCUACCUGGUGAAGGCAGAUCUGGAGGAUAAGGUCGGAGCUCUGACUGAUGAAAUCAACUUCCUGCGCAACAUCUAUGAGGAGGAGCUGCGUGAGCUACAGGCCAGCAUCAAAGACACCUCUGUGGUGGUGCAAAUGGACAACAGUCGCAGCCUGAACAUGGAGCAGAUCGUAGCCGAGGUCAAAGCCCAGUAUGAGGAGAUUGCAGCCCGCAGCCGAGAGGAGGCGGAGGCCUGGUACAAGAGCAAAUUCGACCAAAUGUCGGUGCAGGCCAGUCAGUAUGGAGACGAGCUCCGCAUCGUGAAGGGAGAAGUGGCCGAGGUCAACCGACUGAUCAGCCGGCUGCAGAGCGAGAUAGAGGCUGUCAAAGCGCAGCGUGGCGGUCUGGAGAACCAGCUGGCUGAGGCAGAGGAGCGUGGAGAGCUGGCUGUGAAAGAAGCCAAAGCCCGAACCAGAGACCUGGAGGAUGCACUGCAGAGGGCCAAACAAGACAUGGCCAGGCAGCUCCGAGAGUAUCAGGACCUGAUGAACCUGAAACUGGCUCUGGACAUUGAGAUCGCCACCUACAGGAAGCUGCUGGAAGGAGAGGAGGACAGACUCGGACAGCAGUCCAUCAUCCACAUCCAGGCCGUCUCCAACUACAGUACUAAGAGUACUAAUGGGUACCACAGUAACAGCAGCUCUCCUGCUCCAAAACUGCUGAUAAAGACAACUGAGACCAGAGAUAACAGCAGAUACAGCAUUCACUGAGGACACACGCACACACACAACAUGCAGUGGUGGGGUGUAACUAAGUACAUUUACUCGAGUACUGUGCUUUCCUUUCAUGCCACUUUCUACUGUGACUCCACGAGAAUUAUUUGACAGCUUUAGUUACUUUAAUUGAUUUGACUUUGAACUGAUUUUUUGCACACAAAAAUGUACGAAAAUGCACAAGUAGAGAUGAAACAGUCCAUUAAUUGACUGAUAGAAAGUUAAUUAACAGCUAUUUUAUAACUGUGAAGAUCUGCAGCUCCACCUCAACCAAUUACAACAGUAACAUCCUGCUUUUGCAUUAAAUACACGAGUCAUAAUAAUCAUAAUACUUUAAGUACAUUUUCCUGAUUAUAUUUACAUGCUUACAGUUUUUAAAUGUGAAACUUUAACUUCAUUAAGUACUUAUGCCAUCACUGCGUGCAUGUACCACACAAACAAUCACAGACAAAUCUUCAGUUUAUUUUCUAAAGGGUUUCUCUACAUGUGUGCAGGUGCAUUUAAUUACUAAUGUUACUUAGUGUAGAAUAAUGGAUAAAAAAUAAAAUCAUAAGCAUGGAGAAUCAAGCGGAAAUAGUACUGGUUUCUGAUAUAAUUUUUACUAGAUAAAGAUUUUAAAGUGUGUACUGUAGUCUGUCGGGUCCGUUUUGGACUCAUUAGUUGUACCGAGCAGCAUGGAGUGCCUAACACUCUCUGAUUUCUAACAAACGCUGUAGUAGGCUGUUUAUUAUCUACUAUUCUCAAUUAAUCUGUGGUGAGGAUAUUGUAGUCUUGAAGAUCAGAUUGUAGACAUCCUGUCAGAGGUGUGCUUAGCCAACAAAAGGUUUUGUUUCUUUAACUUUGCCAGCUCAGUUUUUCACUCUGAGAAUGUUUGUGAAGCUGUUAUCAGAUAAACUAGUGGUCUUCAUCUGCAGAUGUGCUCAUUAGGUUUUAGUUUCUUUAUUACUUUUCUGCUGUUUCUUUU